Poecile atricapillus (Black-capped chickadee) is the source of this 2423-nucleotide messenger RNA. RefSeq names its product zinc finger protein 883-like. The coding region runs from base 256 to 2184 and encodes 642 amino acids. The record is from RefSeq and is a predicted model, not a curated record. Gene Ontology annotation, cellular component: nucleus. The transcript is spliced from 3 exons. Lineage: Eukaryota; Metazoa; Chordata; Aves; Passeriformes; Paridae.
CCCAUGCAGCGAGUGCCCGGGCAGGGAGAUCCACGAUCUUCACGGGGCUGAAUCUUGGUGUUUCUGAGUGUUAUUGGGCUGAAUGUUGGAGUUUUGUUUUUUUGUGGGGGCUGAAUCUUUCUAUGUUGGGGGGGAUAUCAGAUUUUUGGUGUUUUGGAAGUUUUUGAUCUGUCUUGAUGUUUGGAGGAUUUUUUGGGCUGAAUCUUGGUGUCCUGGAGGUCCUUCCAGACACUAGAUGCCCAAUGACUUCCUGAGAUGAACUUGGGAAAGGAGAAACCCUCAGCCCAAGGCUUUUUCCUUUCUUUUUUUCCCCCAAACCAGGAUUUUUCAUUCCCAAGCUGUGGUCAGAUGGAGGAGGAGGAGGAAAAGCCCUGGAGAUCUCACACAAGCAGAGGCUGCAAACCCAGCCCAGGGAGCUGUGAGGAGGAAAGAUCCUCCCUGUGCCGGGAAGGUGGUCGGAGAUCCAGCCGGAGCUCAGAGCAGGGGGUGAAGCCCCACAAGUGUUUGGAAUGUGGGAAAGAUUUCAGCCGCAGCUCCAGCCUGCUCCGGCACCAGAUGAUCCACACUGGGGAAAAGCUCUACGCGUGUGGGGAAUGUGGGAAGAGCUUCAACCAGAGCUCCAACCUGAGGUCACACCAGGUGAUCCACAGUGGGGAAAGACCCUAUGAGUGUGGGAAAUGUGGGAAGAGCUUCAGAGAUACCUCUGACCUGAUGAAACACCAGGUGAUCCACACGGGGGAACGGCCCUACACCUGCUUGGAAUGUGGGAAGAGCUUUGGGUGGAGUUCCAAUCUGAGGAAACACCAGCGCAUCCACACCAGGGAGAGGCCCUACAAGUGUCCCAAGUGCGGGAAGAGUUUUCGGACCAGCUCUGAUGUCCUCCUACAUGAGCGGAUUCACACAGAGGAGAGGCCCUUCCGCUGCCCCGACUGCGGGAAGGGCUUCAAGCACAGUUCCCACCUCACUGUCCACCAGCGCAUCCACAGUGGGGAGAGGCCCUACGAGUGUCCCCAGUGUGGGAAGAGCUUCUCACAGAGAUCUGACUUGACCAAACACCAACGGAGGCACCACUCAGAGCUGGGGGAGAAGCCCCACAAGUGCUUGGAAUGUGGGAAGGGCUUCAGGUGGAGCUCCCACCUGAUCCAGCACCAGGUGAUUCAUACCGGGGAAAAGCCCUACGAGUGUGGGGAAUGUGGGAAGAGCUUCAACCACGUCUCCAGCCUGUGGAAACACCAGAGGAUCCACACUGGGGAACGACCCUAUGAGUGUGGGAAAUGUGGGAAGGGCUUCAGAGCUAUUUCUGAACUGAUGAGACACCAGGUGAUCCACACAGGGGAACGGCCCUACACCUGCUUGGAAUGUGGGAAGAGCUUUGGGUGGAGCUCUGGCCUGAGAAAACACCAGCUCAUCCACACUGGGGAGAGGCCCUACGAGUGUCCCCAGUGUGGGAAGAGGUUUCAGCGCAGCUCCCAUGUCCUCCAACAUGAGCGGAUUCACACAGAGGAGAGGCCCUUCCGCUGCCCCGACUGCGGGAAGAGCUUCAACCGCAACUCCAACCUCACCGUCCACCGGCGCAUCCACAGUGGGGAGAGGCCCUACGAGUGUCCCCAGUGUGGGAAGAGCUUCUCCACCAGCUCUCACUUGACCCGACACCAACGGAGGCACCAGAUCCACACUGGGGAAAAGCCCUACGAGUGUGGGGAAUGUGGGAAGAGCUUCAGCCGGAGCUCCAGCCUUUGGAAACACCAGAGGAUCCACAUGGGGGAACGACCCUAUGAGUGUGGGAAAUGUGGGAAGGGCUUCAGAGAGAUCUCUAACUUGAUGACACACCAGGUGAUCCACACAGGGGAACGGCCCUACACCUGCUUGGAAUGUGGGAAGAGCUUUGGGCAGAGCUCUGGCCUGAGAACACACCAGCUCAUCCACACUGGGGAGAGGCCCUACGAGUGUCCCGAGUGUGGGAAGAGGUUUCAGACCAGCUCCAAUGUCCUCAGACAUGAGCGGAUUCACACAGAGGAGAGGCCCUUCCGCUGCCCCGACUGCGGGAAGGGCUUCCAGUACAACGGCCACCUCACCGUCCACCGGCGCAUCCACAGUGGGGAGAGGCCCUACGAGUGUCCCCAGUGUGGGAAGAGCUUCUCCAGGAGAUCUAACUUAGCCCGACACCAACGGAGGCACCAGUAAGGGAAGCCCUGCGAGUGCCCCGAGUGCGGGAAGAGCUUCGUGCGCUGCUCCAGCUCCAUCCCCCAUGGGAGGAUCGGCGUUGGAUGAUCCCCAGUGACCCCCGUUGGGCAGAGCCCUGGUGAUCCGUGGUCCUGGUGAUCCGUGUUGGGAAGACACCUGGCUGGGAGGCUCCACAUCUUCCUGGCUCCCUGUGGGCAUCUGGAUGAAAGCAGGGGAAUGAAAAUCCAACAGGAUACAGA